Messenger RNA from Hansenula anomala, 464 nucleotides. It is a transcript of the gene RPL39, whose product is annotated as 60S ribosomal eL39 domain-containing protein. The transcript has 2 exons. The record is from RefSeq and is a predicted model, not a curated record. Gene Ontology annotation, cellular component: cytosolic large ribosomal subunit; ribosome. Lineage: Eukaryota; Fungi; Ascomycota; Saccharomycetes; Phaffomycetales; Wickerhamomycetaceae. Gene Ontology annotation, biological process: translation. Gene Ontology annotation, molecular function: structural constituent of ribosome. Bases 246 to 464 code for a protein of 72 amino acids.
AGUGGUCACAGCACUAACAUCCCAACACCUCCUAUAAAUCUUAUGGUUCACCCACGAACACGCCCCAAAUUGACCACCAAACGAAUUCGCGAACAACAAACUUUUUGCAAUUUUUGGCUGGGAGGAAAUUGGUCUGAGCAGCAGCACGUAGAAUUUUCACCAGUGAAAAAAGUAUAGCUCAAGUACACUUCCAAAACUAAACACAUUACUUGAAGAAAUCGUUAACUAGAUUAAAAGAAGUAACAAUGCCUGUAUGUACACACCAGGAUAGAGAGUCAUUAGAGAAGAGUUAUCAUCAUAAUCCAACGAGAGAAUCUCAAAAAUCAUUCAAAACCAAACAAAAAUUAGCUAAAGCUGCUAACCAAAAUCGUCCAUUACCACAAUGGAUCAGAUUAAGAACCGACAACAAAAUUAGAUACAAUGCUAAAAGACGUCACUGGAGACGUACUAAAUUAAACAUCUAA